AUGGAUGUUGAGGAGGAGCGUGGCUGUACUUCUUCUGCUUCUGAUUUGUGUGGCCCGUUCGCUGAGCUGAGAAGUGAACAGAUUGCUUCUCCCAGAUUGCCUGCGCCAUCCUUGAGCAGGUCGUCCUACAUACCUGUUGUUGCAUCAUCAAACCCCACAAUACAGAGACGACAGUGGAUGUGGUGGGAUGCAAGUAAGAAGAACACGACAGACGGGAGUAAAAGUAGGUUUGCUGGUGUUUCUGAUGCAGUUGUAGACGUUAGCAGCUCGCCUCCUAUCAUCGUCUCAUCUUCUUCUGCAUCGUCGUCAGCCGCUCAUCGCCACUUCAUCUCUUCAUCAUCUCUCUAUCAGGUACACAAGCGGAUUCCGAACAUCGCAACGAUGCAAUCGGAGUUCGACACGCCUGAUUGCAGCGAGGAUGAUGUUGAUAGAAAGUCUGUAAGACUACGACAGACUGAGUUUCGCGACACAACUGAUGAUACAGCGAUGAACGAAAACAACUUUCACAAGAGUAGCCUGCUGAACCUGCAGCAUUUUGAUGAUGACAGUGAGGAUGAAAAUGCUUCUGUACAAUUGUGCGAUGAUGACACAGUCGAGGAGUACAGUGAUGAAAGCAGCGGCCGCACGGUCGAGGAUGACCGAUGCUCUUGGGUAGAACAAAGAUGAACAGCUGCUACACGACCUUUUUCCACGGCGCUUGAGUUGUUGCAACGUGCGUAUGUAUGCUUCGGUUUUGAUGUUGAUCUGGUAACCACAUGCGUGCGCGCGCGCGCAGAGCGCGCGCCGGCCCACGAAUUUGCA
Messenger RNA from Amoebophrya sp. A120, 801 nucleotides. The record is from the annotation of a GenBank genome assembly. NCBI's taxonomy places the organism in Eukaryota, Dinophyceae, Syndiniales, Amoebophryaceae.